Messenger RNA from Alosa alosa (allis shad), 495 nucleotides. Its product is annotated as AP-4 complex subunit beta-like. NCBI's taxonomy places the organism in Eukaryota, Metazoa, Chordata, Actinopteri, Clupeiformes, Clupeidae. The record is from RefSeq and is a predicted model, not a curated record. The transcript has 2 exons. Gene Ontology annotation, biological process: vesicle-mediated transport.
AUGGAAAGAAUUGUUGAAUAUAAAAAAGGUGAAAUUGAAGAAAUAGAAACAACUCUUAUAAAUUACUUGUCAAAACCAAAUACUUUUCCAAAAGAAAAUAUUUAUAAUACAAUUAGAAAGAUAAUUGCUUAUACAACUUAUGGUAAUGAUAUGUCUUAUUUAUUUCCAAAAAUGAUAAUGGCUUUAGAAGUUGCAGAUAUUUUAUUAAAAAAGAUAAUAUAUUCUUAUAUAGUAACUUAUGCUAAAAAUUGUAAAUGUUUAAUUAUUUUAGACUAUAUCUAUAAAUAUAUUCCAUAGGAUCAAAAUGAAGUAUUCGAAAUAAUGAAUUUAUUAGAUAAUUAUUUAAAAUCUAAUAAUAUUCCUCAUGUCUUUAUGAUAAUGAAAAUAUUUAUUAAAUAUUCAGAAUUAUUUACUGAAUUGAAAGAUGCUAUACUAUUAAAUAUUAAAAAUAUUUUAAUUUCUUAUCUUUAUUCUACUAUAUAUUCAUUAAGAUGA